This is a messenger RNA of Iphiclides podalirius (scarce swallowtail), 2679 nucleotides long. The record is from the annotation of a GenBank genome assembly. NCBI's taxonomy places the organism in Eukaryota, Metazoa, Arthropoda, Insecta, Lepidoptera, Papilionidae.
AUGGUCGCCUCUCAAACUGCUGUCGCGCCGUCAAUAGUGUUGGUUAAUUUCUUUCGCUAUCGGCGCACGAUCGGACGGAAUGAGAUCGAAACGCGAUUCGGCGUAAUCGCCGUGAGGGGCCGGGGGCGGGGGUUCCCAGCUAAGGCAACCGAGCGCCGCGCAGUCCGUCGCGCGACGCGGCAAAAGUUGCGUCGGCGAUCGUACUCGACGAAAAAUGGCCGCGCGCGCCGCAACCCGCAAGUGAAUCCGAAGCGACCUUUGCGACGCAACGUGUUCGAUGGGAGGAAAAUGAGCGAGGAAACGGAACAGGACGCCUCCAGCAACUGGGAGCUGAACGGUCUGAACUCGCUGGACCUGUGGGAUUACACCGUCGAACUGGAGUGCCUGCAAGGAACCGAAGAUUUGCAGCUCGCUGCAGAACUGGGGAAGACCCUAUUAGAAAGGAACAAAGAAUUGGAGACAGCUCUUCGCCAGCAUCAGAAUGUUAUUGAGGAUCAAGCGCAAGAAAUCGAGUACCUAACAAAGCAAACGGUCGCGUUGCGCGAGGUCAACGACUCAAGACUGAGGAUAUACGAGCAGCUCGAGGUUAGCAUCCAAGACUUGGAGCGCGCAAAUCACAGGCUAGCCGUCGAUCAUGCCGCCGAUAAGAAGCACAUCAAAACAUUAUGCUCGAACAUCGAGACCCUGGAGGGGAGGUGCGAGGAGCUUCAAAAGACUGUGGACGACCUGAACGCCCAGCUGGAGAUAGUGAGGCGCAGGGCCGAGAGGAAACCGGACGGCGUGGACAGGCCUAGGGAGAAGGAGAGCAAACCAGUGGAGACGGUCGCGCAGAAUACAAAGAGGCCUAGCGUGAACAGCACUCCAGUGAAGGUUUCGCCCAUUCCCGAGCUGACUAAAGAGGAUGAGGAUUUGCUCAGGCUGAGCGACGAGCUGAGGGAGAACAAGGCGGCGUUCGCGCAGGAGCAGCGCCGCGUGACAGAGCUCGAGGAGCAGCUGGCGUCGAUGGUGCAGGAGAACAACAGGCUGCAGGAGCAGAUGAGGAACUGGCACCAGCGGGACGACGAGCCGAAGUCCAUGCACGAGGAGUUCUCGAUUCUGGACGAAGUGAGACAAGGGCAGCUUUGCAUCAGAUGCUUACGAGGCGUUGAAAGGGGCGACGACAUGUCGUCUAUUCUCGAUGGUGAUGAUGACGAUAGGAGCGCGAUCAGCUCGCUGAUCCUAACGCCAACUGGCCAAGACAGCCCUAGAGAGGAUCACGUCACCAGCAAACUUAUCAAAUUCGACAAUGCCAAGGAAAAAUUACUCCAGGGUAUAUGGGCGAAAAAGGACGACGGCCAAGAAAAUCCCUACAGGGAGCUGGUGCAGAAGUACGAGGCACUCCUGGAGGUGCAGCUGUCACAGGUUAAGAAUAUAAGGAAGAACAAGGAGAGCUCGCCGCCGCAAAACCAAUCCGGUCCGCUCUCGCUGCAGGACGCGCUGCAAACGUCAGGCGACUACAGUCAGUUCAGCGUCAAGGACACCGACGAGGAGAGCGGGCACGGCGAGGAGGCGCCCAAGGACAACCAGCCCAAGAAAGCGGAGCCGACCUCGCGCAAGAAGAUCAUCCAGACGCCGGACUUCUCCGAAGCGGAGACCUCCAGCUCGGGAUUCUCCGACGAGACGAGCAACAAAGCCACGCAGACCGAGCGCGAGAGGCCCGGCUCAUUCCUGUGCACGAUCGCCGACGGCGAGGACUACAGGUUCAGCAUUUACGACGACGUCAGCCCGAUGGACAGCCGCUUCCGCAACAGGCCCGAGUACCGCGAACUGUUCAAGGAGAUAUUCACCAUCCUCAAGAAGGCCGCGGAGAAUAAGGACGAGGGCGAGAGGCUGCCACUCCUCGACGACACCGCCGCCAACAAGGUGCCACCCGUGACGCCGGCCACCGAGGAGCCGCUGGGCAACUUCACGGACGACACACAGAGCGUGCUCUCUUCCGCGAUGUCCGAGCAAUCGCUUCCUGUAUCCGACAUGACGGCACCGGAAACGCCGACGCUGAAGGAGAUGGAGAUACCCGCAGCGGAGCCCGCUAAGAAACAGGAGACCGAGAGGAAGCGGGAAGAGAGCAAGCCGGCGACGGAGGCGCACGUCGAGCGGGCGAAGGGGGCAGAGCGCAAGAAAACGGCGGACGAGAACAAGCGGGAGACGGAGAAGGAGAAGGAAAGGGAGAAGGAGAACGACAAGGAGCGCGUGCUGACGCCGCUCGUGCGCCAGCCGCUCGAGUACAUAGCGGCGACCAGGAAGAAGUCGCGCCACCGCAACAGGAAACAGAGCCAGGAGCGGCAGGGCGCCGACUCGCCCGUGUUCCCGACGCCGCCCAAGAUCACGUACCAGAAGCAGUCGAACAGGAAGCGGCGCGACUACAGGCCGAUCGAGGCCAGCCCGCUGGUGAGGGCCAGCGAGACCGAGUGGAACGGCAACACGGUGCAGUUCUACAACCGCAACAUGGUCCACUCGCCGACACCGAGCAGCGGGCGCACCGGCAACAUCUACCAGGGCUGGAACUCGGAGACGGACACGUGGGACAUGAAGCAGAGCACCGCCUCCCAGGAGAUACACAAGCUGAGGAAGCUGGAGCUCUCCUACGCGGAGGUGCUCAGGAACGCGGAUAAGACGAAAAACCGCCGCAAGAAACACCAG